ACGGAGCUCCCACUCACACCUCCCCGGUAUAAAACCCCGGCCCGCCGCAGCCCGCGCACACCUGGGACAGCCCGUGCUGCAGCUCCCCCGGACCCUGCGGCAGAGGAGAGACCCCCGGAGAGAGAGAGAGAGAGAGAGAGAGAGAGAGACCCCCGAGGAGCCGCGAGCAGCAGGAUGGGCCAGUGCAACUGCCGCAAGAAGCGCAAGGACUGCCAGGAGCUCACGGACGUGGAACGGGCCAUCGAGACCGUCAUCAGCCAGUUCCACUGCUACGCAGUGAAGGGGCAGAAGGAGUACCUGACCCCCAACGAGAUGCAGGAGCUGGUGGUGCAGAAGCUGCCGCACCUGGGCAAGUGCGUGGGACCCCUGGAAGAGAAGAUCGAAUGCAUGGGAGACCCUAACGAGGCCAAGCUGGAGUUCGGAGAGUACUGGGACAUGAUGGGGGAUGCGGCCAAGGGCUGCCGGAGGAAGUAGAGGGUGGUGGGGGACGGGAAGGCGCCCGAGGCCUCAGGCUCUGCUCCUGGAAGCGCGAGAGGCCGCUAGGCCCGGGGGAUACGCCUGGGAAAAAGUGACCUCACUCCUGCCGGAGGAUUCCCCCUCCCCGGCUCCAUCCCUGCCCUCCUCGGCUCUCCUUCCCGUCAGGAUCGCUCCCUUCCCACCCCCAGCUCUGCCCCGUGCCCGGGGGGCACGGGGGGGGGGGGUUCCUGGCCCCGGAGCCGCCUCUCUCCGUGCGCCUCCACCCCCGGGCUCGUCCCACCUCCGGCCCCCGAAACCCUCCGGGUGCAGCUCCCCCAGCCCCGGAGCAUCGCAGCGAGAGGAGCUCGGCUCCUUUCCCCCAACCCCCCUCGGAUGUGGGGGCUUGUCCCCCCAGCCCCGUGCCCUGUCACCCUGUGGCACCUCCGGGGGCAGCCCGGGCUCCCCCGCAGCUGCGGGUGGGUGCACGCGGCCCGGGAGCCUUCCCUGCCGUUCCCUCCCGGUUUUUGGGGGGGCUAUUCCGGGAUGUGCUGCCCUCCCGGUGCUCCCCACCCGCAGGGAUUCCGGCCCUCAGCCGGGCACGGGGCCGGGGCGGGUUGGGAUCAGCUUGGGCCGCUCGCAACCAUUUUUGUAUAAAUUAAUAAAGGAAAACACUGGGAAAAAAAAA
Vidua macroura (Pin-tailed whydah) is the source of this 1141-nucleotide messenger RNA. RefSeq names its product S100 calcium binding protein A14 (gene S100A14). The coding region runs from base 175 to 474 and encodes 99 amino acids. Gene Ontology annotation, biological process: toll-like receptor 4 signaling pathway; positive regulation of monocyte chemotaxis; response to lipopolysaccharide. The transcript is spliced from 4 exons. Gene Ontology annotation, cellular component: perinuclear region of cytoplasm. Lineage: Eukaryota; Metazoa; Chordata; Aves; Passeriformes; Viduidae. The record is from RefSeq and is a predicted model, not a curated record. Gene Ontology annotation, molecular function: chemokine receptor binding.